CAUGUUACGUGCCUGUACGACACUGCUCUCUGUUUAUUUGUGUAAUGGUUGGAAAUGGCGGUGGGCAGCACACUGCGAUCCCAGAAUUAAUGCUCCACAGCAACUCGUAUUAGCGAUAUAUACACAAGUGAAGGCUAGUUAAGGUUUUAUUUUGAAAUAUAUUUUUUCAAAAGAACCAACCAAUGGAAACACAACCGACGACGUGUGGCGAGCACUAGGUGUGCUGAAGCUCAUCAUGAGUGCCACUGAUGACCAAUCCUUUGAACCUUCAGUCUCAAUUGAGUCCAGAAAGAGAAAAGGCUCGCCAUGUGAUACGUCUGGACAAAGUGUGGAGAAGCAGCGGCGUGAGCUGGAGUGCCGCUACAUUGACGAGCUUGUAGAGCUGCUAUCGGCCAACAUGGGUGACAUAGCCAGCUUAAGUGUCAAGCCUGACAAGUGCCACAUCUUGAAGAGCACUAUGGACCAGAUCCAGCAGAUACGACGUCGUGAGCAAGCAGAGAAAGCAGAUCUGGCGUCUCCCAAGAAAGAAGUACAACAGAGUGACAUCUCAUCCAGCAGUCAGGUGAUGGAGGAGAAAGAGGCCCUGGGACCACUCCUUCUAGAGGCCCUGAAUGGUUUCUUCUUUGUGGUGAAUAGAGAGGGACGGAUCGUGUUUGUGUCUGGGAAUGUCACAAGUUACCUUGGUUACACCCAGGAAGAGCUGAUGACCUCCAGUGUGUAUAGCAUCCUCCACGUGGGCGACCACAAUGAAUUUGUGCGCAGCCUGCUGCCCAAGAGCCUAAUGAAUGGAGGGCUAUGGCCUCAGGAGACGGGCUGGAGAAAUAGUCACACGUUUAACUGCCGCCUGCUGAAGAGGCCACCUGACGAGAUGGACUCAGAGAACCAGGAGGCACGGCAGCAGUACGAGGCCAUGCAGUGUCUCUCUGUGCUGCAGCCUCGUUCCCUGAAGGAGGAGGGAGAAGAUGUGCCUAGCUGCCUCAUCUGCGUUGCUUGUCGAGCUCCCCGUUCACAACAGGCACCUGUCGUCGCGGAAUCCUUCAUUACUAAACAGGAUCCCACAGGGAAAAUUAUCUCCAUUGAGACAAGUGCUCUGAGGUCCACUGGGCGUCCAGGGUGGGAGGACGUGGUCAGGAAAUGCAUUUACGCCUUUUUUCAGCCUCAGGGCAAGGAGCCCUCACUGGCUAAGAAGCUUCUUAACGAGGUGAUGAGCCAUGGCACAGCCGUCAGCCCACUGUAUCGCUUCACUCUGAGUGAUGGGACACCUCUAAGUGCCCAGACGCGAUGCAAAUUCUGCUGCCCUCCAAACCCUGACGUGCAGCCCUUCAUCAUGGGCAUCCACACUAUUGACAGGGAACAGAACACUACUCAGGAAAACACCACCCCACCCAGUGUUCCCCCAACGCUUGCCAGCCCCUCUCGAGUUUGUCCCUCCUCCUACACUGCUGCCCAGCCCACCAGUGAACUGUGCCACAGUCUGCACCUUAACAAUGGCAGAAUGGGAACCGCAGGCUCGGCCUCGUCUCCCUCAAGCCACGGGGGGUACCUCACCCCAAAACACGUUGAUCCCCAGCCAAUUGGAAGCCCCUCCCCACUGCGCAGUCCCCUCUUAGCAUCCACUACCUCUUACAUAUCUCACAGACCUCAACAAGAAAGCAGUGCAGAUCUUGGUAGUCCUCCUCGUGCCCAUGGAGGAGGAACGUCAUCGUCUUUCUCCCCACCUCCUUGUGGUGCUUUGCCAUCUCCGUCAUCUUUGCUGCCCCACCAGCAGCAGCAGCUUGUCAAAGGAACAACCACCACGUCCGUUAACUACUCCUUGUCCUCCGCUCCUGUGACCUCACAACAACAAACUCUGGCCCCCAAUACGACGUCCCCUAAAUACACAGUCCCCAGAACACCCACCGAGGAGACACUGACGGGGGACAGUGGCUGCAAAGUUGCGCAAUUGGACAACCUGCAUGAUAACCGUUUGCUAAAUGGAACAGUUAUGGUUAUAAAUAACCAGUCAUCAAAACAAGACUCAUCUCACCCCGCCCCAUCCCUAUCGGCCCAGUGUCCUGCCUCACACAGUACACUGACGGAGCGCCAUAAAAUUUUGCACCGACUUCUGCAAGAUCACAGCCCCUUGGACCAGGCUGACACCACCAACCAGAAGGACAUCAAACUAGAGCCUCCGGCCAGCCCCAGUCUAGUGUCUGGUCAGUCCGCCUGUGGCUCCAGGGAGCCUCAGGACCACCAGUUGUUGCGAUAUCUUCUUGACGCCGACGAGAAGGACUUGGGAGACCUGCCCCCUCCUGCUGCUCUCAGUCUGCAGACGGUUCGUGUGAAGGCCGAGAAGAAGGGUGGCGAAGAAUUCGAGACCACAUGUGCCGUUGCAGACUUGUGCACGGUUACCUCGCAGAAAACUACCGACAGGCACAGCAAUUUGCACUUUUCCACUGAAGGUAACAACCUGAAACAGACGCCUCCAGGUGCUGGAGCAUCAGGCAUGGAUGAGGAGCAGGAGCAGGAGCAGGAGCAGGAGCGAGAUGUUCCCUCCGUCUCCAAGAAGAACGUCACAAAGGACGUCAGCGUGAAGGAAGAGCCCCCUGGAACGCCUGGCCUUGGUCUGCUGCAGGAGGAGGUUCAACAUGCCCAGCCUUUUCAGUCUCCAGGGGUCUUUGGUGACACUUUGGCAUUUGGGGAUAGUUUGGCGUCCCCUGCAUCAUCACACCUGCCUUCCCCACAAGAGCAGUGUGUUCCUUGCCCACUGGAUGAAAUGCUGUGCCCCCCUACGACGCCUGAGGGCCGCAGUGAUGAGAAGGCCCUGCUGGAGCAGCUGGUGUCUGUCCUGAGUGGUACAGACGAGAGCGAGCUGGCAGAGUUGGAUAGAGCACUUGGCAUCGACAAGCUGGUCCAGGGUGGAUGUGUUGAUCGGCUGCCCACUCAGCCCUCAGCAGGCCUUGGCAGCAAUGUGACCAUGGACACCAAGUUGCCAUCCUACCCUGAGCCGUUUGCCCCGGGCUCCCCUCAGUUCCCCAGCAAGGACGCCACUGCUGUAGUGGCACAGCAGGGUUUCGGUCUGGACUCAUCCUCAGGUGGAGCUGUUCUCCCAGGUGGAGGCGGCGCCCAGGGGGUUGUGAGGCUCCAAACUCCAGCAGCACCCAGCGCCCCCCCCAGUGGCCCACUCCGCCUCCCCCCAAACCAGCUCAGGCUCCAGCUGCAGCAACGGCUGCAGGGACCACAGCAGCCGCCACUGAACGCUCAGAUGAUGGCCCAGCGGCAGAGAGAGCUCUACAGCUUUCAGCACCGGCAGCGACAGCUCCUGCAGCAGAAGGUCUUGAUGAUGAGGCAGAGCAUGGUGGCACCAGGGCAGCUGGGGAUGCAGGCCGUACCGAAAGGUCUUCAGCAACCUCAGCAGCAGCCUCAGCAGCAGCAGCAGGUCCGGGGUACAUCGCAACAGAGCCAGCAACAGCAGCCACAGCAGCAGCAGUUUGGCUUCUCUGCUGGGUACAGCGGCGUGUCUGCGCCGAGCACUCCCACCUCACCAAGUAAUUUCAGUCCAAUUGGGGGUGGUGGGCCACUGGGCCCCAAGCUUCUCGAUAGAGCGCCACCACUGAGCAAUCAGAACUUGAUGGGAUUGGUGCAAGGGCAAUUUGUGGGAGCGAUGAACUCACCUGGCCAGUAUGGCAUGUUUCAGCAGCCCGAAGGACCAGUAUAUCUAGGAGACCCAUCUUUCCCACCCGACCCCAUUCCACCCGGGCCUGUCCUCUCACCACAGAAUUCCAGCUCUCAGAAUAUUCUGUUGCAACAGGCCCAGCACCCUACUUUGUACCAGGCAAGAGAUAUCAACAGGAACUGGCAGCCAGCAGAAGCAGGCAACAGUCUGUUUAGCCAAGCAAGACUGAAUUCCUCCCAGGCGUUUGGCCAGCAGGGUUUGUACAAUAACAUGAGUAUUACGGUUUCCAUGGCUGCGGGUACCUCAGGGGCUGUGGGAUCACUGCCCCCAACUGGGCCUCCUGUUGCCAUAGGUAACAACAACCAUGGUACCAUCAGCUCUAUUUGCAAUGAUCAGGUGCAGCAGGUGCAGGUCUUUGCUGAUGUCCAGUGUACAGUGAACUUGGUGGGAAACGAAUCCUACCUGAACCAGCCUGGAGGGCCGAUGGGGACCCACAAAGGACAAACUGGAGCCCCAUCUCAGCAGAAGAGUCUGUUGCAGCAGCUUCUCACUGAGUGACUUUUUAGUGCCGUCUGUCAACUUGACGAUGAUGGCCGAAAGUAUAUCUCUCCUCAUGUACAGAUCUACUUUCAUCUCCGUUGAUUUCCUUUUCCAGAGUUACCAGCAGGAGCCGCUCAGUGCUGAAAGGUUGUCGUCCACUUGUGGGUGAAUUUGGAAGUUAAGGGGGGGACCAUGGAAAAACCCCGUUUGUUCUUGGAUCAGUGCCCUCUGUGAAUUCACAUCUUUGUGGAAGAGACCCUGUUACAGACCAGCUUUACAUUAUGAAGAUCUUAGUCACUACCUCUUGUCCAUUUUUUGCCCUUGGGUCAAACUUUGUGUGUUGCUAAGGUUGGAGAUUCUGGGUUGGCAUCUCAGUCUCCAAUCGUUUUAUUUGAAGAUUUGGGCCUGUUUUCAAAGGAUAUCUUAACACUGGCUUUGUCAUGUUUCUUUGGGGAUGUAUUACUUUAUUUUCUCCCAUGCAUCGAAGACUUUUCAGCUGGUCCUGUGGAAGAACGUGGUCCUCUGUGCCGUGCCUGAUUGGGAGUAUGUUCCCAGUUGUUUUAAUUCUUGCCUGUCUAUUUUCAGUGACGGGACAAACUCCAUACAGAUGGGGAGGCUGCGCCGUAGUAGGUUGUCUAAAAUGAGACUACCUUGGGAUACUGUGUUCUCCUCUCCUUAGCAGCUGUGAAGAAGACCCUCAAUUGACUCUGUCGGGCGUAUGGUGUUGUGUUUUUGCCAGGCAAAUUGGUAUUCUUGUACAGCACAGACAAAUACAGUCUUUACCUACCUACCUACCUACCUUAAAUCAACUGUUGCUUUAAAAAAAAGAUUACAGACUUUUUAAAUCAGGUUUUCUGUGCUAUAAAUAGUAUGUGCUAUUUUGAUGUCAGAAUUAUGAAUGCCUCAGCAUUUAAGAGACAUUUUACAUAGAGAGAACACAUUUGUGGACAAAUGUAAUUUAAACUAAAACCUUGUCUGGUCAGUGGAUAUUCAGUUUUGCAAAAAUAUUUGAUCAUGUAAAUAGAACAUAGAAAUGUAUUUAAUCAGGUGUGUUUAACAAGCAUUAUUAUCCCCCUUCCCUUUUCUAACAUCUCAAGGAUAUAUUAGUGUAUGCUCAGUGCAUUGGUGUGCACCACCACAUGCUACGUUACACAUACAAAAUAAGGCGAGGAUAGUAAAGAGGGUGUCAACAAUGCAACGCUGCUGCACAUCAUAUUAGUUUGAAUGCAAUUGUUUCCCCUUGGAACGAUGUGGCUUAAAAGACAUUUUAUUGCUGUGAUGCAC
This is a messenger RNA of Engraulis encrasicolus (European anchovy), 5479 nucleotides long. RefSeq names its product nuclear receptor coactivator 1 (gene ncoa1). The coding region runs from base 236 to 4213 and encodes 1325 amino acids. Gene Ontology annotation, molecular function: nuclear receptor binding; protein dimerization activity. Lineage: Eukaryota; Metazoa; Chordata; Actinopteri; Clupeiformes; Engraulidae. The record is from RefSeq and is a predicted model, not a curated record. Gene Ontology annotation, biological process: cellular response to hormone stimulus; positive regulation of transcription by RNA polymerase II. The transcript is spliced from 20 exons. Gene Ontology annotation, cellular component: nucleus.